CAUGGAAGCUAUACUUAGGGAGUUUUGGUUAAAUCCUAAACCAUGAAAAAAAAAAUUCAGCACUGACCAUUAUACCUCGUUGUAAACAGGUUGGAGGUUUGCAGCUCGCCUACGUACAUGCAGCAAAGACAGAAACACCAUGACGCUCUUUGCGCCAACAUAAACAUUCCAACCAUCCAGUUAGUUAAUUAUUACUGUUAUCCAACAAAGCAAACGCAUGUUUCUCCGGCGAACCCUAAUAUAAAAGAGGCAGAUAGCACCUCAAAGGAAAGAGAAGAAAAGAAGAAGAAGAAGAAGAAGAAGGAGAAGGUGACUACCAGAAGAGGUGCCUCCAAAACGCAGCCAACAUGACUGUUUGCCCUAGCGACGACAGGCAUGUGGCCGUUUUAGCGUUCCCAUAUGGCACACACGCGGCACCUCUCCUUAACCUGGUGAGGAGAACCGCCGCGGACGCUCCUGAAGUCAUCUUCUCCUUCUUCAGCACCAAAAAGUCCAACGCCUCUGUCUUCGCCGGCCUCGACGAGGAGCAGCUUUUCAACAUAAGGCCCUACGACGUCCACGAUGGCCUUCCCGAUAACUAUGUCCCUUCCAACGCUCUCGAACCCAUUGGCAUGUUCGUCAAGGCCAUGCCUGGGAACUAUAAGACUGCCAUUGACGAAGCCGUUAAAAACACCGGGAGGAACGUUACUUGCUUGCUUACUGAUGCCUUCUUUUGGUUCUGUGCUGACUUGGCUCAUGACUUGCACGCAAAGUGGGUUCCUCUUUGGACCGCAGGGCCUCAUUCUAUCCUUGCUCAUGUUUCCACCGAUCUUAUUAGGGAAACAUUGGGCCCCGAUGGAGUCCGUGAAAACAGAGAAAUCGAUUUCCUUACUGGUUUCUCUGGGGUGAAGCCUUCUGACUUGCCUGAAGGAGUAGCCGAGGAGUUAGAAGAUCCUUUUUCAAGUAUGUUACACAAAAUGGGAGCAGCACUGCCUAGGGCAACAGCAGUUGCCAUAAACUCCUUCGCUGCAGUGCACCCUCCUAUUGCACAUGAACUGGAAUGCAAGUUCCAAUUGCUACUGAACGUUGGUCCAUUCAUUUUGACAAUGCCACAGUCUCUGCCUGCAGAUGAAGACGGGUGCUUGCCGUGGCUGAACACGCAAGAGGAAGGGUCAGUAGUGUACAUAAGCUUUGGAAGUGUGAUAAUGCCACCACCCCAUGAGUUGGCUGCAUUGGCUGAAGCCCUAGAAGAAACCAAAUAUGCAUUUAUUUGGGCUUUUAGAGGCAACCCUGAGAAGCAAUUGCCACAAGGGUUCUUGGAAAGGACAAAGACACAAGGGAAGGUUGUUGGAUGGGCCCCACAAAUGCAAAUCCUUAGGCACUCAGCUGCUGGAGUGUGCGUGACACAUGGUGGUUGGAACUCCAUUUUGGAUUGUAUGGUUGGUGGUGUGCCUAUUAUUAGUAGGCCAUUUUUUGGAGACCAGAGUUUAAACACAGCCACACUGGAACAUGUUUGGGGGAUCGGUGUGGGACUUGAAAACGGGGUUUUCACUAAGGAAGGCACUGUCAAAGUUUUGCAGUCAAUCAUGUCAAGUGAGAAUGGGAAGGUGAUGCGGCAAAAGAUAGUGGAACUCAAGGAUUCCGCAAUGGCAGCAGCGGGACCUGAAGGUGACUCUACCAAGAAUUUCCGCACUUUCACAGAUAUUGUGACAGCUUCAAACUAUGAGAUAAUUCACCCACAACACCACGGUCAUAGAGCAGGUUUCCGCAGCAAAAUCGUAGGUGCAUUUGAUGCCGCACGCACCAAAUUCAGCCGCCGCCACCAUAAUCAUAAGCAUUAAGAUAUUCUACACUUUAGAAGUUUUUGCAGGCGCAAUUGCAAGGUUCAAAUUUAAGAACAGCAACUCAGCAACUUGGAACUUUGGAUUUUAUUUUCCCAAAGGAAGCGAAAUGAAUAUUUCAGUUAUUUGAAAGGCUCCUUAUUGUAUUUCUGUACUUGCAAAUUAAUAAAAUAAUGAAAUUGGAUUUUUCGUGCUCUCUUUC
This is a messenger RNA of Cajanus cajan (pigeon pea), 2022 nucleotides long. The record is from RefSeq and is a predicted model, not a curated record. Lineage: Eukaryota; Viridiplantae; Streptophyta; Magnoliopsida; Fabales; Fabaceae.